Phyllopteryx taeniolatus (common seadragon) is the source of this 4693-nucleotide messenger RNA. RefSeq names its product P2Y purinoceptor 14. The record is from RefSeq and is a predicted model, not a curated record. Lineage: Eukaryota; Metazoa; Chordata; Actinopteri; Syngnathiformes; Syngnathidae. Gene Ontology annotation, biological process: G protein-coupled receptor signaling pathway. Gene Ontology annotation, cellular component: membrane. Bases 2913 to 4070 code for a protein of 385 amino acids. The transcript has 2 exons. Gene Ontology annotation, molecular function: G protein-coupled purinergic nucleotide receptor activity.
AGGCCACUGUUAUAACAUUUUUCUUUCCUGUGUGAAACAUGCUGGCUAUUCAGCAUGUCAAUGUUAAGUUCAAGAAAUAAAAAGCCUAUAGCUCAGCUUUUUCUCAUAUCUGCUAAGCAUUCAUUCAUGUCUUUUAACAGUCAUUUGUAUUCUUUGUUGAAUAAUUUUUCUUUAGAGGCGCAUCCCGAGGUUUUACGAAUGGGGGGCUUAGCCCCAAGGUGAUGCACAGGAUGUGAGCAAAUGUAGUGCGCGAGCACAAAAUUUCCCAAACAGCUAACGAAGACUGAGAAAUUGCUUUUUAAUAUUUUUGGGCAGAUUUUAAAAGAAUACUGUACUGGGUAAAAGUUCAGUCACUGCGAGACUUGUACUGUUUUUUUUCAGUCUGUAUUUGAAUGCAAUACAUAAACACAGGAAGUAUGUUUACAGCAUUAGCCACAAAAAUAAGUACACAUUGGUACAGUAUAUGCAAGGUUUUAUGCAAAAAAACAUCACAGUCAGCCAAGCCCAUUAUUUUCAAUUAACAAGAAAAAAAUGCAAAGAAUAAUUUCCCUUCAAGGAGUUAAGAAUGUAAUUAAAAUCAAAGUAACAGCUGGAAUCGUCAGCUACUUGGUGGGGGGGAAGCAUCAACGAAUGCCAUCUGAAUUUAAGGGUGGCAAAUCACUCCGCUGUGACUCAGAUGCUAAAGCUGAUGCAGAUGCCGUCAACAGCUAGCUUCUCUCAUUCCAUGUCAAACAGAGAACAGUGGUGCUGUCUCUGACCACCUGAAAGGUUUCCUCGAUAGGAAAAAAAUCAGCUAACUCCUACCGAACAACAUGAGCAGUGAGCUAUGAUUCAAUGCAAUAAAAAUGAGGAAUGAUAAUGGGAAUAGUGUGUUGCUAUUAAGUGGUCGAAGUUAACGAAUGUUCCGCGUAUCCUGGUUUAAGCCAAGUACAACCCCAAUUCCAAUGAAGUUGGGACAUUGUGUUAAACAUAAAUAAAAACAGAAUACAAUGAUUUGUAAAUCAUGUUCAACCUAUAUUUAAUUGAAUACACAACAAAGACAAGAUAUUAUGUUCAAAUUGAUAAAAUAGAUUUUUUUAGCAAAUAAUCAUGAACUUCGAAUUUGAUGUGUUGCAGACAUUCCAAAAAAGCUGGGACAGUUUGGCAAAAAAAGACUGAGAAAGUUGAGGAUUGCUCAUCAAACACCUGUUUGGAACAUCCCACAGGUGAACAGGCUCAUUGGGAACAGGUGGGUGCCACGAUUGGGGAGAAAAGGAACUUCCCUGAAUUGCUCAGUCAUUCACAAGCAAAGACGGGGCGAGGUUCACCUCUUUGUGAACAAGUGCGUGAGAAAAUAGUCCAACAGUUUAAGGACAAUGUUCCUCAACGUACAAUUGCAAGGAAUUUAGGGAUUUCAUCAUCUACGGUCCAUAAUAUCAUCAAAAGGUUCAGAGAAUCUGGAGUAAUCACUGCAUGUAAGAAAACCAACAUUGAAUGCCCAUGAUCCUCGAUCCCUCAGGCGGCACUGCAUCAAAAACCGACAUUGAUGUGUAAAUGAUAUCACCGCAUGGGCUCAGGAACACUUCAGAAAACCAAUGUCAGUAAAUACAGUUCGGUGUGACAUCCGUAAGUGCAACUUGAAACUCUACUAUGCAAAGCAAAAGCCAUUUAUCAACAACACUCAGAAACGCCGCCGGCUUCUCUGGGCCCGAACUCAUUGAAGAUGGACCGAUGCAAAGGGGAAAAGUGUUCUGUGGUCCGACGAGUCCACAUUUCAAAUAUUUUGGAAAAUUGUGGAUGUCGUGUCCUCCGGGCCAAAGAAGAGAUGAACCAUCCGGGCUGUUACGGAUGCAAAGUUCAAAAGCCAGCAUCUGUGAUGGUAUGGGGCUGUGUUGGUGCCAAUGGCAUGGGUAACUUACGCAUCUGUGAAGGCACCAUUAAUGCUGAAAGGUACAUACAGGUUUUGGAGAAACAUAUGCUGCCAUCCAAGCAACGUCUUUUUCAUGGACACCCCUGCUUAUUUCAGCAAGACAAUGCCAAACCGCAUUGUGCACGUGUUACAACAGCGUGGCUUUGUAGUAAAAGAAAGAGCGACAAGGGGGGGUGCUGUAUUUUUUUCUUGUUAGUGUUGUUUCAACCAACUGUUGUAUGGUAACGACAUUUUCUAUCUUGUUUACAAAGAGCACACAGUAAAAAACAGUCAAAUUUUAGGAUGUGCUGGGAUUCAAUUUCGGGCUGCUUCAGCCGCCCCCACCUCAAAAAAAAGUGCUACAGUGUAGGAAAAAAAGUCAUUUGUACAGAGGUGGCUGCGAGAUGUUUAACUGCUGCUGCAUCAUCCAUCCAUCCAUUUUCUGAUCCUCACUAGGGUCGCAGGGCAAGUCGCACUCACAUUCACACCGACGGUCAAAUUUGAGUUUUCAAUGAACCUACCCUGCAUGUUUUUGGGAUGCGGGAGGAAACCGGAGUACCCGGAGAAAAGCCACGCAGCCACGGGGAGAACAUGCACAACUCCACACAGGCGAGUCCGGAUUUGAACCCGCAACCUCAGAACUGUGAGGCGGAUGUGCUAACCAGUCGUCCACCGUGCAGCCCUGCUGCGUCAUAUGAUUAUUACGAUUACUAUUAUUAUUCAGUCGCAGUCAUUACUACAUGUAGGCUAACCAGCAUCUUGUUGUGUUUGUUGUACAUCGGCCAUCCACGAAGAGACGGCUUCCAAAGUCAUCUUGUAUGUUGUUCCUUUGGACCGCGUGUACAGAAGCGUUGAAACAUCAAACAUACUGUAUUUGUAAAGUAUGAAAAGCAAACAAACAGUGCAGUAGGUAUAUUUACUGUAGCUUUAAGCUUGUUUGUGAGGAAGGCCGGGCAGUCCUGUGCGUGUGUGCGCGCGCCUGUUUGUGUGCGUGUGUCUGUCUGCAGAUGUUGUUUCAGCAGAGAUGCUCUACUUCCUGCUCGUGUCAUGUGCUUGGCCUUUGCCGGACGCCACUUCCUGCCAUUCUCCUGCGCAGCAAGGCAGCGUGGGUAGUGACAACAUCAGUCCAGCAGUCGGUCUAGAACACUUCCCGUUAUCUCCUCCACAAAAAGGGAUGGAUCCGCUUAACUCCACCCAUUUCCCCGGCAACCAAUCAGACGUGAGCAGCGUGUUCACACGACAGGUGCUCCCGUCGCUCUACUUCGUCAUCUGCGCGGUGGGCGUGCCCCUCAACGGCGUGGCCGCCUGGAUCUUCUUCCGGGUGCCCGGCGACUCCGCCCUGGUGGUGUACCUGAAGAACGUGGUGGUGGCCGACCUCCUGAUGCUGGCCACCUUCCCCUUCCGGGUGGCGCUGCAGCUGGGGCUGGGCGGGUGGCGCCUGCGGGCGGUCACGUGCCGCUACACGUCGGUGCUCUUCUACUCGUCCAUGUACGUGGGCAUCCUCUUCAUGGGCCUCAUCAGCCUGGAGCGCUACGUCAAGAUCGUGCGUCACGCCGGCUCGGGCGGGUCCGCGUGGGCCCGGCUCCUGCGGGACGCGGGUGCGGCCCGGAUCCUGGCGCUGCUCGCCUGGAGCCUCCUCAUCGCGUGCGCGCUACCCAACGCCGUGCUGACCAGCCGGCCGGCCGACGAGGAGACGUCCCGCCACUGCGUUAGGCUGAAGAGCCCGCUGGGGGUCCGCUGGCACCGGGGCUCCACCUUCUUCAGCGUGGGCCUGUUCUGGCUCACCCUGCUGGUUCUGGCUUUCUGUUACUCCUCCAUCACGCGCCGCAUCUACCGCUCGUACCGCCGCGUCAACCGCGACGGCAACGACGUGCGGCGCAAGUCCAACCGCAGCAUCUUCUGCAUCCUGGCCGUCUUCUUCGUCUGCUUCGUGCCCUACCACGUCUGCCGCGUGCCCUACACGCUCAGCCAGAUGCCGGCGUCGGGUUUCGGCCGGGCCUCGCGCUUCCUGCUCUUCCAGGCCAAGGAGGCCACGCUCUUCCUGUCCGCCGUCAACGUCUGCCUGGACCCCGUCAUCUACUUCCUCAUGUGCCAGAAGUUCAGAGAGUCUCUGCUCGGCAAGAUCUCGGGAGGGGACGGGGCCGCCUCCCUCGCCGCCGCGCCGAGUCUCAGCAACAUUUAGGAGCGCCCUCGGCCGGGGAACGUCUCGGGGAGCUCGGGAGACGAGAGAGGAAGCCGGGGCGGAAGGGAACAUGAGAGGAACAUGAGAGGGACCGAGGAGAUGAGGGGACACGAGAGGAAGCCAGGAACUCGGGCGACAUGAGAGGGACUGAGGAGGUGAGGAGGCAUGGGAGGAAGUCAGGAGAUAAGGGAACCUGAGAGGGCCUGAGAGGAUGAGGGGACGCAAAAAGAAAUGAGGAGAUAAGGGGACAUGCGAGGAAGUAAGGACGUAAGAGGGACUGAGGAGAUGAGGAAGAAGGAGAGGGAACAAGGAGAUGAGGGAACAUCAUAGGAAGUGAGGACAGCAGAUGAGCUAACACGAGAGGAGACAAGAGGAUGCGAGGAAAUGAGGAGACAUCAGAGGAACGCAGGACAUGAAGAAGCAUGUCAAGGAAGCUAGGAGAUGAGGGAACAGGAGAGGUUUUGUGUCAUCGCUCUCGUUUGUGUUUGGAAGCGCAAAUAAACCGUUUGAAGCAUUUGAAAACAAAGCCCAAAUCAUCUCUUUUGUGCUUCAUCCCGAAUGGCACUCCUCGACUAUUCCACAUGUCUUCAUAAGAUCGACAACUCGAGGCCCCGGGGCCAAAU